Messenger RNA from Zea mays, 808 nucleotides. Its product is annotated as Inosine triphosphate pyrophosphatase. Gene Ontology annotation, molecular function: nucleoside triphosphate diphosphatase activity. NCBI's taxonomy places the organism in Eukaryota, Viridiplantae, Streptophyta, Magnoliopsida, Poales, Poaceae. The coding region runs from base 104 to 709 and encodes 201 amino acids. Gene Ontology annotation, biological process: nucleoside triphosphate catabolic process. The transcript is spliced from 8 exons. Gene Ontology annotation, cellular component: cytoplasm. The record is from RefSeq and is marked provisional.
CUUCAUCUCUCGCCGCUGUCGUCGCCGCCGCGCCGUAUCUGCAGCUUCCCGCACCGUAUCCUGCGGAAGAAGUUUCUAACGGGCUACAUCCCACCACCGCACGAUGUCGGCAGCGGCGCGAGUGCUGCCGAAGGCGGUGACCUUCGUGACGGGCAACGCCAAGAAGCUGGAGGAGGUCCGCGCCAUCCUCGGGUCUUCCGUCCCAUUCCAGUCGCUCAAGCUCGACCUGCCUGAACUGCAAGGGGAGCCAGAGUACAUAUCCAAAGAGAAAGCACGAAUCGCUGCAUCUCAGGUGAAUGGGCCUGUACUGGUGGAGGACACCUGCCUAUGUUUUAAUGCGCUCAAAGGCCUACCAGGACCCUACAUAAAGUGGUUUCUUGAGAAGAUUGGGCAUGAAGGUUUAAAUAAUCUGUUAAAAGCUUAUGAAGAUAAAUCAGCGUUUGCUAUGUGCAUCUUCUCUCUUGCUCUUGGACCUGGAGAGGAACCAAUCACAUUUGUUGGCAAAACUGCGGGAAAGAUCGUGCCUGCUAGAGGCCCUAAUUAUUUUGGGUGGGAUCCUGUGUUCCAGCCAGAUGGUUUUGAACAAACAUAUGCUGAGAUGCCCAAGUCAGUGAAGAACAACAUAUCUCACAGAGGGAAAGCUCUUGCUCUGGUGAAAGAACACUUCGCAUCUGCUAGCUAUACAGUUCAGAGCAACGACUCAACUUAAAGUUUGACUUGGAUUCCUAGACGAAUGAACUGUCAUUCUGGAAUGUAAACUGAACUACUACUUUUAGUCCGGUGCCUAUUAUACUUGCGAGUUGCGACA